CUGACGUCACGUCCGUGGUGUUUCUUGGGACGCCAAGAUGGAUGCGUCGCGGGCCCGGGAGCAGCUCCGGCGGCGAUUCCAGUUCUCGCCGGACGCCGAGGCCUCGCCGGACCGCGAGGGCCCCCCCGGGCCGGAAGCCUCCACAGCUGUUACGAAAAAGGAGCAACCUCUUCCGAGACUUAACACCCAUUCUGGAUUCUGGAUAUUGGCAUCCAUUGUUGUGACCUAUUAUGUUGACUUCUUUAGCACAGUUAAAGAAAACUUUCACACUAGUAGUUGGUUUCUCGUUGGUGGUGCCUUAUUGCUUAUCAGCUUGUCCAUUGCAUUUUACUGCAUCCUCUACCUGGAAUGGUACCAUGGAAUUGAAGAUUAUGAUGUCAGGUAUCCAACCUUGAUACCCAUUACAACUGCUGCUUUUAUUGUAGCGGGCAUUUGCUUCAACAUUGCUUUAUGGCACGUGUGGUCAUUUUUCACUCCAGUGUUGUUGUUUACCCAGUUUAUGGGGGUUGUAAUGUUGAUCUCACUCCUUGGAUGAUUUCUAAAGGUUGAAGGGCAUGUCCAUCUAAAGGGAAUGAUUAAACAUCCAGCUAGCUGAAAGCAUCGCAGACAUUGUGGAAAAGUUACAGUGUGUUUUUGCAUCUUGAAGCAAGUGGUUUCCUGGGAAAAAAUUGUAAUUUCAUAGAUCUGUUGUUGAAA
This is a messenger RNA of Hipposideros armiger (great roundleaf bat), 696 nucleotides long. It is a transcript of the gene TMEM128, whose product is annotated as transmembrane protein 128. The coding region runs from base 38 to 535 and encodes 165 amino acids. The record is from RefSeq and is a predicted model, not a curated record. The transcript has 5 exons. NCBI's taxonomy places the organism in Eukaryota, Metazoa, Chordata, Mammalia, Chiroptera, Hipposideridae.